AGGGAAAACGAAAGUGAAAGCAGGGCCAGCUGUUUUUGUCAAAGCAGCAGACGGUAGCUCCGCCGUUUACCUUUCUACCCUUUCUCCUAAACAGAGAAGAGAAAAAGACUGUAUUUGACGGAUCUGUUCCCACGGGCAGCGGUCCUCCCCCCCCAUGGCGGACUCUCUGGUCCUGGAGGCCCUGUCGGCUCUCUCCGGCUGCUCCGUGGAGCGCGGGGCCUCGACGCUCACUCCGCAGGACUUCGUCAACAUCGUGGCCCUCAAGGAGUAUUACAAGCAGGAAGGCUUUAAAACCCUGGAGUAUCCCAGUUUGGGGUCUCUAUCCCUGCACGACCUGGACGGGGAGGACCUGUACAGCUCCCCCCCCGCUCUGACGGAAGGGCCCCAGGAGAGCCACAGGACCAAACUGAAGAUCAACCCCGAGGACUUCUUCCACCCGCAGUACGACUACGACUUCUCCAACAUCAAGGAUGGUAACAAGGCGUUCCUGCGGGGCGGGGAGCCGUACAUCCGGCCCUGCGGGUGGAAGCGCUUCGCCCUGCGGGUCACCAAGAAGUACGAUGACGACGUCUGGCUGGGGAAGGGGACAGACUCCUGGCCAGUCUCCUACCACGCAAAGAACAUGGACGGCUCCCUCGGCGUCAUCCUGUCCCACGGCGGAAACCCCGAAGACACGCCACAGUUUCUGGAUGCCGCCGCAGCCAGUCUGGUCACCGGGGAGACAAGGGGUCAAGGGGUGUACUCCACCCCAGAUAUCAAGAUGGCGGAGAAGUACUGCCGGAGGUUCAAGUCCAAAGUGGACGGGAAGACGUACAAAGUGGUUCUUCAGAACCGCAUCAACCCGGAGAAGAGAAAGGAGUGCCAGAGGGAGAACACCUGGCUGGUCUACGUCCCCAAAGACUGCAGCGAUGUGGAGAAGAGGGCCAUGGUGCAGGAGUCCAUCCGCCCGUACGGGCUGCUGCUGAGGCAGGCCUGACCCAGCUUAAACACACUUCUUUAUAGUUACCCUGGGAAUUCAUUUAACCUUGAGUGUUCUUAAAUACAAACUAAAAACCUCACAAAGAUGAUUCUCUCUCCCUCUGAAAUCAGGUUAAUGUUCCUGUGUGUUUGUUGUCUGUAGGAAGAGCCAACAAACCACUCCAGCCUUUAUUCUUAGGUUUUCUUUUUUCUUUUCUCAAAUGGCAACCAUACUUCACUGAGGGACUUCCUGCCUUAUUUGGUAGCCUUAUAAUUUGAACCUUAUGUAACACAACAGUGUUGCAAUUGAUCGGUGUAAUUACAAGAAAAUAAAAUGUUAAUGAACA
This is a messenger RNA of Trematomus bernacchii (emerald rockcod), 1304 nucleotides long. RefSeq lists its product as uncharacterized. Lineage: Eukaryota; Metazoa; Chordata; Actinopteri; Perciformes; Nototheniidae. The record is from RefSeq and is a predicted model, not a curated record. The transcript is spliced from 2 exons. The coding region runs from base 155 to 976 and encodes 273 amino acids.